AUGGCAACCGCUUCAUCAGAUAAUUUGUUGGACUCAGAUAGUGAAGGUGAACGGCAUUCCAAAUGCCCAGCUUAUUCUUCAAGUUGCGUGGAUUGCUGUCGAAGUUGUCGGGGUCCAAAAGUCUAUCAUGCACGUGUAGUUAGUCUUGGUAGACCAUCAAAAACUCAAAAGUUUCCUUCGAAUAGAAUUAAUAAUCAAAAGUACAAUGUGAUCUCUUUUAUUCCGCUGGUUCUAUUUGAACAGUUCAGCAUCUUUUUGAAUCUUGUUUUCCUUGUGAUUGCAUGCAGUCAAUUUAUUCCUGAAUUGGGCGUAGGUCAUUUGUAUACAUAUUGGGGACCGCUUGGUUUUGUAAUCGCUGUAACAAUGAUUCGAGAAGCAGUAGAUGAUAUUGGUCGAUGGAUGCGAGAUCGGAAGUGA
This is a messenger RNA of Trichobilharzia regenti, 417 nucleotides long. NCBI's taxonomy places the organism in Eukaryota, Metazoa, Platyhelminthes, Trematoda, Strigeidida, Schistosomatidae. The record is from the annotation of a GenBank genome assembly.